AUGGUGUGUACCUCUUACAAGACCAUCUUCGCCAUGCUGGCCGCCCUCUCGAUCGAGUCGACGCACGCGGGCUCCCCCGGCGGGUGCUACGCGCCGUGGCACAGACCCACCGUGACAUUCGAAGUCAUUCUACGCGACUUCCAGCAGCUCAGUCAGUACUUCUCGAGCUUCCGCACGUUCGAAACGCGCAUGAGCGGCGUCAAUGUCAUUGACGUGGCCGCUGCAGCCGGCGUUAAAGUCGCGGUCGGCGUGCAGAUGAACGACUUGGCGGCCGUCGACGCCGAGAUCCAGGCCGUGUGCGACGGGUACCAGAAGAACCCCAGCGCGGUCGAAGCCGUGUGGGUCGGCAACGAGAACCUCCACAACAACGGCUUUGGUACGGUCAGCGCCGAGCAGCUCGUGGCAUACAUUGCCCAAGUCAAGACUUGCACGGGCGGCGGCGUGCCGGUCGGCACGGUCCAGCGCAUCAACGAGUGGCUCGGUGCCGACGGCGCUGCGCAGGUCGCGGCCGCGAGCGACAAGAUCGGCGUCAACAUUUACCCGUUCUUCACGCCGGGCGACAUGCCGCCGAUCGAGAAGCUCCAGGCCCAGUGGGACCAAAUGGUCGGCAAGUACGACGCGGGGAAGGUGCAGGUGACGGAGACGGGGUGGCCGUCGGCCGGCGAAGAGAUGAUGGGGAACCACCCGUCGCUCGAGACCAUGCAGCAGUACCUAGACGACUUCACGACGUGGGCGAUGACCAAGGACCGCGCGUACUGGUUCAUGAUGUACGACACGACCAAGAGCUACACGGGCCAGUCGUUCGAAAUGAGCUUCGGCGUGUUCACGGCCACGGGCGAGCUGAAGAUCAAGAUCCCGCGCUCGAUCGGCAUGAACGCCGGCACGCCCUCGGACGCCAUCCCCGUGGUCGGAGGCGGCGCGGACCAGGGCCUGCCGAACCAGGACUCGCCCGUGCAAGGCGACAGCGGUGUUGUCCCGGAGCCUACGAUCUUCGCGGGUCCGGGCAUGCGCCGAAACGCGGCGGGUGAAUCGAUUUACCCCAACGGAACUGUCAUCCCGAGCAACCUCGGACCGGAGCAGCUGGCGAUCCUGGAAGCUAACGGUGUGCCUCCUCCGGCGUCGCACACGGGCGAGGGCGCUGCUGUCCCGGAGCCCACGAUCUUCGCGGGUCCGGGCAUGCGCCGAAACGCGGCGGGCGAGGCCAUUUUCGCGAACGGCACUGCCAUCCCGAGCAACCUCGGACCGGAGCAGCUGGCGAUCCUGGAAGCCAACGGUGCGCUUCCCCCUGCGACGCACACGGGCAAGGGCGCUGUUGUCCCGGAGCCUACGAUCACCGCGGGUGAGCCUCUGUACUUUAACCCGGACGGCACGCCGGUGGCGCCCAAGGAGACUGUGGGUGAGCCUCUGCACUUUAACCCGGACGGCACGCCGGUGGCGCCCACGGAGACUGUGGGUGAGCCUCUGUACUUUAACCCGGACGGCACGCCGGUGGCGCCCAAGGAGACUGUGGGUGAGCCUCUGUACUUUAACCCGGACGGCACGCCGGUGGCGCCCAAGGAGACUGUGGGUGAGCCUCUGUACUUUAACCCGGACGGCACGCCGGUGGCGCCCAAGGAGACUGUGGGUGAGCCUCUGUACUUUAACCCGGACGGCACCCCGGUGGCGCCCACGGAGACUGUGGGUGAGCCUCUGUACUUCAACCCGGACGGCACCCCGGUGGCGCCCACGGAGACUGUGGGUGAGCCUCUGUACUUCAACCCGGACGGCACCCCGGUGGUAGGCUCGGAGACUGGUGGUGUCCCCGCUCCGAUGAAGUCGGGCAUCGGCUGCCCCAUGUAA
Molecule: messenger RNA, 1839 nt
Organism: Hyaloperonospora brassicae
Lineage: Eukaryota; Oomycota; Peronosporomycetes; Peronosporales; Peronosporaceae
Source: the annotation of a GenBank genome assembly